UAUUGAUCAUCUCCAGGUCAUCUCUGCUGAACCACAUGGCCCGAGAACAUUCCUUCAGCAUCGGACUCCCGGACAACAUCGUGUUCUGCAACGAGUUCCUGGACACGCUGCAGAACAAACUGGACAAGUAGGAAUCAGACACGUUCCAAUGGGUUUGAUUAUUGAUUCAUCAUCUGUUCAAUAUCAGAAACUGAUCACAUCAUGAAUGACAGCUGAUGCUCUGCAGAUGUCAGUCUGCAGUGUUUGUACUGUGAGAAGACGUUCAGAGAUAAAACCACAUUGAAAGAUCACAUGAGGAAGAAAGCUCAUCGUCGCAUCAACGCCAGCAACAGCGAGUACGACCGCUUCUACAUCAUCAACUACCUGGAGCUGGGGAAGACGUGGGAGGAGGUGCAGAGCGAGGACGACCGCGAACUGGUCGACAACGAUGAUGACGAUGAUUGGUCGGACUGGCAGGCUCACCCCCCGUCGGCUGUGUGUCUGUUCUGUGAUGAUCAGUCGGAGACGAUGGAGCAGAUCUACACACACAUGAAGGACUCACACGACUUCGAUCUUCACAAGCUGAGGACAGAACUCAACCUCAGGUUCUACCAGCAGGUCAAACUGGUGAACUUCAUCCGGAGGCAGAUCCACCAGAGCCGCUGCUACGGCUGCGAGGGGAAGUUCCUCUCCAGAGCCGACGUGCUGCGCCACAUCGCGGCUGCAGGUCACGUGAUGAAGCUGCCAGACGUGUCCACCUGGGACCAGCCGCAGUAUUACUUCCCCACGUAUGAGAACGACGCCCUCUUGUGUUCGUUAUCUGACAGUGACGAGGCUGAAAGUGAGGAGACGAGUCACGGCGAGGACGUCCCGGUGAUCGCAGAGGACGUGUCCAACCUCAGAGCCCUGAGACAGACCAGCGUCCUCAACCAGCUGCUGAAGAAGAGAAGCUAGGACGAGGGACAGACAGCGGAGUGAAGACGUCUUCCUCUUUUCUUCUGGACUCUUCUUCACUCGCACUUUGUGAAAAGACAAACUGACCCGACGCAGCCGGAACGUGAACUUCAACACUUUACUUCACACAAAUGUUCAUUCAGUCAAUAAAGAGGAUGAUCGUCAUCAGAAGAACUUUAUUACUUUCAGUACAAAUAAUACUGGGACCAGUGGAACCAGUAAGUUUGUCUGUUUACAAACGAGAAUUCAGAACCAAACUAAAAGAGAUGAAUAUGAUUCUGUGUAAUAAACCGUGAGGUUGAAACCUG
Messenger RNA from Pleuronectes platessa (European plaice), 1241 nucleotides. RefSeq names its product zinc finger protein 277-like. The transcript has 7 exons. Lineage: Eukaryota; Metazoa; Chordata; Actinopteri; Pleuronectiformes; Pleuronectidae. The coding region runs from base 292 to 933 and encodes 213 amino acids. The record is from RefSeq and is a predicted model, not a curated record.